Molecule: messenger RNA, 1083 nt
Organism: Cyclocybe aegerita
Lineage: Eukaryota; Fungi; Basidiomycota; Agaricomycetes; Agaricales; Hemipholiotaceae
Source: the annotation of a GenBank genome assembly
AUGUUCUGGUCCUCGCUCGCCUGCCUCUCGCUGAUCGCGACAUCCUACGCCAGCCCUCUCAGCCGUCGGGCUGAGGGCAUCAGCGUCGAGAUCGUUCCCGCCGCCGCCUCGGUCAGCUCGAUCGCUGACCUCAAGUUCACCGCGAACAUCAAGAACACCGGUCUUGAGGCCGUCAGGAUCCUCAACUACGGCACCAUCCUCGAUUCCAAGCUGCCCACCAAGUCGUUUGUCGUCACAAAGGAUGGUGCCGCCGUUGCUUUUACUGGAGUCAAGGUCUCCGUCUCCUUGACCGAUGCCGAUGACUCUGCCUACACAGUUAUCAACGCCGGCGAGACCGUCAGCGUCACCCACGAAGUUGCUGCUCUCUACGACUUCGCGAACGCUGGCGCUGGCACGUUCUCCUUCGAGCCCAUAACCGAUUUCGUCUUUGCAGGCACCGCGGUCGAGGCUGUUUCUCCCGCGACCUUCUCCAAGGCUCAAGCCGUCUCCAACGUCGUCCAGGUUGAGAUCACCGGCGACCUCAAGAAGCGCGAACUCAAGGCGCUCGAGGGCCGCGCUCGCAACAUUUGCACGAACACCUCCCGCGCGUCUUUCAUCACCUCCAGCUACAACGAGGCCAAGACCCUCGCCAACCGCGGCAUCUCGUACAUCAGCAGCCGUGGUACGAGCGACUCGGUUUACCGCGCCUACUGGGGCGCCAACACUGCCUCGCGCAUCACCGCUGUCCUCCAGGCCGUUGCCAGUGAGAACUCGUCCUCUCGCACUUUGAGCUGCGUCGACAGCUACGGCGUCUGCACUGGUGGUGUCAUUGCCUACACCGUCGUUGCCUCCACCAACAUCUACUACUGCAGCAUCUUCUUCAACGAAGUUGCCACUUCCAACCUCUGCUCCGGCACCACUGUCGCUUCCCGCAACGUCCGCGGUGGAACUACCCUCCACGAACUCACCCAUGCCGUCGCCAACACUGACGAUGUCACCUACGGCUGUGCUGCCGACCAGAGGCUCUCUGACGCUAACAAAUACAGGAACGCUGACAACUACAACUGCUUCACCACUCAAGUAUAUCAAAACACUGGCUGCUAA